AUGUCCAUUCCCGCAAUCUCCCGCAAGACCGCCUCCCUAAGCCUCUCCAACGACCGUCAAAAUCAAAUACACGUCGACCCUACACCCGCCAAGAUCCAACCUCUCCCCCUCUCCUCCUCCCACCUUCCCAUCCCCACGUUCACUCUCACCAGAACGCUGGCCGGGGUACAGACGGACCUCUUGAUACAGAGUUAUGAAGAUAGGGUGUUUGUGAUGAUAACUCAGUUGGGGAGGAUGGGGUUCUUGACUCAAGCGACCCUCUCCCCACUCCUGCCUCUCCUAAACCCACCUUCCCAACCCCCUUCUACCACCACCACCACAACCGCCACUACCUCUUCUUCCUCCUCCUCCUGCUCGACCACCACCCCCUCCUCUCAACCAGACUCGAACUCGAUAACCAAAAUCCUCCCCCUCCUCCCUCCCCCACACCCCUCAACCCUCCUCACACCCCUCCUCGGAACCCCUCAAAGUCCGGGUGACCAGACGCGGGACGAACUGUACGUCGGGCAGGUGGCUACUCUUGUUUGGUGGUUGGGCGAGAAUCCCAAUUUGCCUUCAAAUUCCGGUAUGGGAGGAGGAGGUGGGAGGGUUGGAGGAGGAAGGAGACCGGUCAUCGUCAGCCUAGCUCUCGCUCGGGCUCGGGAUACGACAUCCGAUAGGUCCUCCGGCAAAAGCGCCGCCGAACGGGAACAAGAGGAAGGAGAGGACCACGAGGAGGAAGAGGAAGAGAGCGAAAGGGAAAGAGAACGGUUCGCUGGGAUCAUGGGCAUGAUCGCCGAAUGGUCCGGCGAGUGA
Messenger RNA from Filobasidium floriforme, 795 nucleotides. RefSeq lists its product as uncharacterized. Bases 1 to 795 code for a protein of 264 amino acids. The record is from RefSeq and is a predicted model, not a curated record. The transcript is spliced from 2 exons. Gene Ontology annotation, biological process: proteasome assembly. Lineage: Eukaryota; Fungi; Basidiomycota; Tremellomycetes; Filobasidiales; Filobasidiaceae.